Messenger RNA from Eleginops maclovinus (Patagonian blennie), 2835 nucleotides. It is a transcript of the gene plppr1, whose product is annotated as phospholipid phosphatase related 1. Gene Ontology annotation, cellular component: plasma membrane. The transcript has 8 exons. The record is from RefSeq and is a predicted model, not a curated record. Gene Ontology annotation, molecular function: phosphatidate phosphatase activity. The coding region runs from base 250 to 1197 and encodes 315 amino acids. Gene Ontology annotation, biological process: phospholipid metabolic process; signal transduction; phospholipid dephosphorylation. Lineage: Eukaryota; Metazoa; Chordata; Actinopteri; Perciformes; Eleginopidae.
UUCGACAACCCACAGCAUCCAUCCUCAUGCGCUCACACGCUGCGUGAUCCCCAUCACAAACCGAGAGCGGCGGCUUUGCUGAGCCGAUGGAGUAGUAGUAGUAGUGGGAGUGCUCGCAGCUUCAUUUGGCCUCUAUUCUCCUCCUUUUUUUCUUCAAUGGAUUCGCCUUUUCUCUGGAAUAUUGCUUCAACCCACCGCGAGUGAGCUGCCGUGAAUCCUGAGAGGAGAAGUCUCCCCGCAGGAGACAAGAUGGCGUCCAACAACACCCUGCGCAGCUACUCCAUCAUACCAUGUUUUAUCUUUGUAGAGCUCGUCAUCAUGUCCGGCACGGUGUUGUUGGCCUACUACAUGGAGUGCACGGACCUGUUCAGCGUGCACAUGCAGGGCUUCUUUUGCAACGACGCUGAGCUGAUGAAGCCCUACCCCGGCACAGAGGAGUCCAGCUUUAUCCCCCCUCUCAUCCUGUACUGCGUGGUGGCUGCUGCCCCCACCGCUGUAAUUUUCGUCGGAGAGGUGUCCAUGUAUGUGAUGAAAUCGACGAGGGAAGCUCUUCUGGCCCAGGAGAAAACCAUUGUGACAGGAGACUGUUGUUACCUCAACCCCCUUAUACGCCGCAUCGUACGCUUCGUAGGUGUGUUCGCAUUUGGUCUGUUUGCCACGGACAUCUUCGUAAAUGCGGGCCAGGUGGUGACGGGAGGUCUCUCGCCAUACUUCCUGUCUGUCUGCAAGCCCAACUACACCGGCACCGAGUGUCGUUUUAAUCACCAGUUCAUCAUCAACGGCAACAUCUGCACCGGGAACCCCAUUGUUGUGGAAAGCGCUCGCCGGUCGUUCCCAUCCAAGGACGCUUCGCUGAGUGUUUACUCUGCUGUUUACCUGACGAUGUACAUCACCAGCACCAUCAAGACCAAGUCCAGUCGUUUGGCCAAGCCUGUGCUCUGUCUGGGCACGCUCUGUUCGGCCUUCCUCACCGGCCUCAACCGAGUCUCAGAGUAUCGGAACCACUGUUCGGACGUGGUGGCUGGAUUUAUACUGGGAUCAGCCGUCGCUCUGUUUCUGGGCAUAUGUGUUGUGAACAACUUCAAAGGCGUCCACAGUGCAGCAGCUAAACAGAAAACUGAAGACUACCGUGGCCUCCCUCUGAUGACGUUCCCCCGUGUAGAGAGCCCUCUGGAGACUCUCAGCGCACAGCAAUGACACAUGUUAAAAGGAAAAUACAAGCAUGACCUUUUGCACUACACCCCUGCCUCCUUUCCAAACGCACACAAAGACACUCAGAGCACUCCUGAAACUCUUGGACAAUGAUUUCCCUCUUUCUCUUUAUUUCCUCACACUUUUCCUUCUUCUUUCCUGUUUUCCUUUCCUUCUCAUCUCCUUCAAUCCUUAUCGUUUUUCUCCAUUCCUCCAUUCUUCCACGUCCGUUUUUAGAACCACUCAGCAUCGAUGACGGAGGUCACAUGACUAAGGGGGCAGCACCGGGUCACGUUUGCGUCUCCACAGCACUUCCAGACACAAUGACGAGGACGCAUGCCACGUGGCUCCGAAUGCUUAAUAAAAAAACACUGCUGAUAUAUCUGUUUAAAUCACCUGGGGGACAAAAUGCACCAUGUUUCGAAUGGUUCUUAUUUAGUUGGGCUAUGCUCAAUUAUACCUGCCAAGGCACAUCCAUUGCAUCAAAAAUAUCACAAAGCAAACUUAAGCACAGAUUUUUGUUCCAGAUAUUUGAAACUAUUUGAAACAUCAGACGUUUUUUUCCCUCAAAAGGUGUGCUGUUUGUAGUUAGAGGACGGUGUUUUGUACAUUUUGUAUGAGCGAGUGCUGUAGCCUAUCCUGACGGUGUUAAACCUGCGCACUUCCUGUCGGCUAACUCACUCUGUUUUACAUCACAUCCUGUCAGGUGACUUGCCUCGUCGAUCACCACAUCUAUUCCCACUCAGUCUGAAAAAAUGUGCUAUGGAAAAAAAUAUUGAUGUUGUUGUUCUGUGAUGUUUGUCAUUUGUACAGAAAAAAAAGACAGAAACCUUCUUUUUAUUAUCUCUCUGUACAUUAACUGACCGUGUCAGGUCAUAUUUUGUAAAGAUUUUUGUCAAUCUGUAUGAUUAUUAUGAUCCAUUUGGACCUGUUUGCUUGCUCUGUAAACCUGGAUAUGUUUUGGUAUCAGUUUAGGUGUUAUGGGGAGCGUUACCUCUCCCUGCUGGAGGAAGUGACAAGGAAGAGUCAGUGAUAUCCUUCGAGUCAGAAAAUGGGGUUUGGCACUUGAACUGUCCUGCUAUCAGCCACAAUGAUAUAUGAUUGGUUGAAAUUCUCAUUAUGAAUGCGUUUCACCCCAAUUUCCUGAUUCACUUUGAGAUUUUCUUUCCAUGGAGAGGUCCAGUGGGGCUAGCCUGUGCCAGAUCUAACUGAAGAUGUCUCUGGUAUGACUGUACAAAUAACUUUUAACUCUAAUCCCAGUGGAAUACAUCCUUGUAAAAUACAUGAAAAAAGGAAAAGAGACAGAAAUGCUCUUUGGAGUAAAUCAGAGUGAUUUACUUAAGGCCUGGCUAGCCCUUUUAAUAGAAACCAGGCUAAUGACUCCUGCUUCCCUUUUCCUCCUUGAGGCACCCCCCCUCCCAACCCACCAGUGGAUUGUGAUGCAAUGUUGUGACUCCAUUACCCAUUGGAAGAUACGCCCAGCAUGACGAGAGAAGUCAAGAUGUUUUAUAGAUAUUCAUGAUUUCAAUUAUGCUCAUUAUCAUUGUGAUUAUCAACGUCUUUUUACUUUCAGAACAAAAAAAGUGUUUCAUUUGAAAUACAACAUAUAUUUUUUUCUUGGUUUGUCCACAAAUUAAAUAGUCA